Messenger RNA from Octodon degus (degu), 703 nucleotides. RefSeq names its product G protein subunit gamma 10 (gene Gng10). The transcript has 3 exons. Gene Ontology annotation, biological process: G protein-coupled receptor signaling pathway. The record is from RefSeq and is a predicted model, not a curated record. Gene Ontology annotation, cellular component: heterotrimeric G-protein complex. Bases 70 to 276 code for a protein of 68 amino acids. Gene Ontology annotation, molecular function: G-protein beta-subunit binding. Lineage: Eukaryota; Metazoa; Chordata; Mammalia; Rodentia; Octodontidae.
CGGUGCCGGCUCUGCGGGGCGUCGCAGCCCACCCCGGCCCAGCUGCCCGGAGCCCGAGCCGCCGUCGCCAUGUCUUCCGGGGCCAGCGUGAGCGCCUUGCAGCGCCUAGUGGAGCAGCUCAAGCUCGAAGCCAGCGUGGAGAGGAUCAAGGUUUCCCAGGCAGCUGCAGAACUGCGGCAGUACUGCAUACAGAAUGCCUGCAAAGAUGCCCUGCUCGUUGGUGUUCCAGCUGGCAGCAACCCCUUCCGGGAGCCCAGGUCCUGUACUUUACUCUGAAGACUGCUUUCUUCCCAGUAAGGAAGAAGUUCAUUGAGGAAUCCCUUCAAGCACAGUGAUGAACGACUCCCUCCAAGUUUCAAGAAAAUGCUUUUGUUUCAUCAAAAGACUUUUAGAUAUUUCACACCUUUCUUGUGGUCGGGCCCAGAAGCCAAAUUUCUACAAAAGUUAAUAAUUUUCUACUCAGAUAAGGAAAGUGAGUGAAGGAGUAGGGUUUUAAAUAGUAAUGGUCUGGUUCUUUUGCCGAAGUGCUUUAUUUUAGUAAACAAGAACCUUAUCAAUAAAUACACCUCUUUCAUAAAUGAACUAUUGGUAGUGUCAUUCCUGGAAUACCGUGCAUGUUUUAUUUACUGAAUGUUUACAUUUUAGGAAGCAAAGUAUUUUUGUCUAUUAAAAAUUGAAUAUUUGUAAUUUGUUGUUCCUAAGA